AUGUGGCGGCUUCUCGGGGCAAUCCUCGCCCUGGUGACAGCGGGUGUUGCGUUCUUUAUCAAUCUCGUCUACGGGAAACGUAGAGAAUUCGACGGCCUGCCGCAACCGCCUCGAUCAAGCACCUUCUGGGGCCAUCUCCCGCUUGCUGGGGAAUGCAAGAAAGUGUUCCCUCCAGACACUCACAUGCAGUGUUGGGCAAACUAUAUCAGGAAGAAGUUCGAUCUGGGCGAUGUAUUCUACAUCGACUGGUGGCCCCUUGGGCCCCGGUGGCUUUUCAUCGCCGACCCAGAGCUGGCCUCGAAGUAUGUGACUACUGGCCAGUCUCUUCCAAAAUCCUCUCUCACGACAGGAUACCUGGACAGGCUCCUGGGGCGUGACAACAUGGUUGGUCUCGAUGGACAGCGGUGGAAGUUUUUGCGUUCCAUCUUCAAUCCCGGUUUUUCAGCAAGUCAUCUCAUAAGUCUGGUUCCGUUCAUCGUCGACUCGACCUUGAUAUUCCUCGACAUCCUCCACGAAAAGGCCAAGACCAAUGAAUUCCUCAGCCUCGAUGCUCUCAGUACGUCCUACACAAUCGACAUUAUCGGGAAGAUCGUGAUGGAAACCGACUUUCGCGCCCAGCUCGACCCAGAACCACACCCUAUCGUCACAACAUUUCGGCACCAGAUCGAUCUCAUGCCUGUCUCAAGCAGUGUAUCGCUGGACGGGCUGAACUUUGUGCGCGAAGUGAAAAUAUGGUUGAACAUGCGCAAACUGGACGCUCUUCUGGGUGCCGAGAUCGACACGCGUGCCGCCGCGCGCAAGGCCGCAAAGGCCGCCGAUGGCACCACCGAGAAGAAGGGGUUCAAAGAGCGCAAACGCUCCGUCAUCGAACUCGCGCUUGACGCGUACGACAAUGAAGCCGCGGGCGUGGGCGACGACAAGUCGUCUUCGGGGUUGAACGCGUCCUUUCGGACGCUAGCCAUCGACUCGAUCAAAACCUUCAUCUUCGCGGGCCACGACACCACCUCGUCGACGAUCUGUUACACGAUGUACCUGCUGCACCUACACCCGGACGUCCACACCAAGGUCGUCGCCGAGCUGGACACCGUCUACGGCGCCGAUGUCCCCGCGGCGGAAGUAGCCGAGAAGAUAAAGGCGGACCCUCACUCGAUCAACAAGCUGGAGUACAUGGGCGCCGUGAUCAAAGAGGUCCUCCGCCUCUUCCCGCCGGCCAGCACGCUCCGGGAACUUCGCCGGCCCCAGGACAUCGCGGCGUCCAAGGACCGGUACAUCCACGACCCCAAGACGGGCAAGAACUAUCCCAUCCAAGGGUUCCACGUGUGGCCGGCCGCCACCAUGAUCCACAGAAACGCAGACUACUUCCCUGACCCGGUCAAGUUCGUGCCGGAGCGGUUCUUGCCGUCGCUGACGCCGUACCCGAACGCAAAGUUGCACACGCCGGCGGGCAAAGACGCGUGGAGACCGUUCGAAAAGGGUCCGCGGAACUGUAUCGGCCAGGAACUGGCCAUGAUCGAGACAAAGAUCUCGUUGGCGCUGGUCGUCAAGGACCUGGAUUUCACGCCCGAGUACGAUGGCGUCAAGAUACAUAGUUGGACGCCCAUCGAGACCAAGGAUGAGUUCAAAGAUGGCGUGCCUGGGGCGAAGAGGUUGACUAUUGAAGGUCACAGGCCAUACCAGGUGUUGCAUGGCGCGGCGAGACCGAGGAACGGUAUGACGGGUAGGAUGAGUUUGAGGGGGAAGAAAUAG
Molecule: messenger RNA, 1746 nt
Organism: Exophiala spinifera
Lineage: Eukaryota; Fungi; Ascomycota; Eurotiomycetes; Chaetothyriales; Herpotrichiellaceae
Exons: 3
Coding region: 1-1746 (581 amino acids)
Molecular function (GO): iron ion binding; heme binding; oxidoreductase activity, acting on paired donors, with incorporation or reduction of molecular oxygen
Source: RefSeq, a predicted model, not a curated record